Molecule: messenger RNA, 2657 nt
Organism: Acaromyces ingoldii
Lineage: Eukaryota; Fungi; Basidiomycota; Exobasidiomycetes; Exobasidiales; Cryptobasidiaceae
Exons: 3
Coding region: 65-2620 (851 amino acids)
Biological process (GO): regulation of DNA-templated transcription
Molecular function (GO): sequence-specific DNA binding; zinc ion binding
Source: RefSeq, a predicted model, not a curated record
CUUUUGCGCGCCUCUCUCAUUCUCUCUCACUUAAAGAAAGGACCAGGGAGACGGAGCAAGCAGCAUGGCGGCGCCCAUGCCGCCCACGGGCACGAUUGGGGCUGCGGCGAGCGAUGCUGAGCGGCGGCGCACGCUGCCCGAGCCCGUCGUCUCCUUUGACCUGCCCGUCGUCGCUCGCCCGUUGCCGGAUGCUCGCCCAUUACCGUCAGGGACUGGGGCAGGAGCAGGGGCGCAAAGGGACGGAGUCGCCGUCGCCAGUGUUAAGAGAGCAUCCGACGAGCUGGACCUCGAGGCGAGCCUGACGCUCGUCCAGUCGCUGCGCCAGAGCCGGCUGACGCACCUGACGGCGCUCCUCCCCUUUCUCUCGACUCGGCACCGCACCGCGACGCGGUACCAUGCGCCGCCGCGGGGCUACCCCUUGCCGGCCGACCUGGAUCCGACAAAGGCAACGCACAGCCAGACGCACCUGGCGCGCUGCGACGUCGCUAUUGGGCCCCUCAUCUUUCCUCGGACGCGCUUCGGCGAGGCUUCGUCGGCGACGGCGCCUCUCCCUGCUCCCCCUCAAGCCCUUCAUCCCCAUCCUUCUCAACAUCCUUCCCAUCCUCCUCCUCUCCCGGCGACAUCUCACUUGGCAACGCCGGCGGCGACGGGCACGGCUCGGCCUGUGGGUCCUUCAUCGGCUGCUCGUCCCACGGCUCCCUCCUCGUCCGUGGGGCCUCCCACGUCAGCCGCUGCAGCACCAUCAGGGCCCGCAGCAGCAGCAGCAGCAGGGUCGGGAUCAGGGGCAGGAGCAGCAUCAGGAGCAGGGACAGGGACAGGGACAGGGACGGGAGCAGGACCAGGGGCAGGUACCACAGCCUCAGGCGGAGCACCAGCGCCAGCACCAGCGCCACGCAUCGAUGCGGACCUGGUGCAGGAGGUGAGCCGGCGCGCACAGUCGGACCCACCGCUGCAGCGGCUGCUGCACAUUGCUGCGAAUGGCCGGGCGUCCAACGAGGAGCUGAGGCAGCUUGCGGGCGUCAUUGCGAGGAUCGGCGACGAGAUGAAGGCUGCGGCCGGAGCAACGGGAUCAGCGGCAGGGGCGCCUGCGCCUGCGCCUGCUGCUGGGCCAGCGACGGCGACGGGACAGAGCGCCACCGUGACUGGGCCUCCUCUUUCACAGCAGGCAAAGGGGCAAGCGAAGGGGCCAGCGUCGGCGUCGGCAUCGGCGUCGACUUCGACAACGACAUCGCCAGUCAAGGCAGGCACGGCGGCAGGAACACCGGGAAAGGGAAGGGGAAGGCCAAAGGAUCAAGCAAAUGCAAAGGGCGCCAAGCCCCCGUCGGGCGCAGGGAAGGGUGUCAAAGCUGCCCCUGACGGUGCAGCAGCAGCACUGACGGGUACGAAUGCGACGACGCCGGCAACUGCGUCCGAUGCAGUAAAUGCGCCGCAUGCACAAGGCUCGGCCACAGCAGCGAGUGCUCCACCACCAGCUGCUGCUUCGAGCUCCAGCAGCAGCAACAGCAAUAACAGCGGCGUGCCGGCUUCCUGCCCCAUUAUCACCGUCGAGUUCCGCGAGAACCCAAGUGCGCGCUUCAUCCUGCCCCUCUGGCGACCAGCGACGAUUAUCGAGCGCCGUCUCUCGCCGCAGAGCAACAAGCGAAAGAUGAUCAAGGUCACCAUGUGGCUUCCCGCCAUUGGCUCGAGCGCCGCGCGAGCAGCCAACGCCAUUGCGCGAGGAGGCGCAGCGGGCGACGACGAGGACGACGAGGUGCCCGCGCCUGCUCCCGGCCACCAGCGCGACGCGCCAAAGGGCGCAGAGAGGUAUCCCGUCACUUGGACCAUCACGCCGUGUGCCGACGAGGACGACAACGAGGGCGAGGGAGAGCGCAAGGAGAAGGAGAUACCCGAGUCGCUCUGGGACGCCUUUGGCAGGGUCGAUACCGGCAGCCUUGCCGAGGAGGACAAUGCACUCCUCGAUGCUUUCUUAGAAAAGUACCGACAGGCAGCGCCCAUGUUCAAGACGACACCCAAGCUGCACGUCGCAACCCCGUCCAAGGACCUCCAAGACCACCUGACAGACCGCUUUGUCCCGCGCCUCCACAGCCUGUCCAACCGGCCCGUCGUCCGACUCAAGAAGGGCGACGAUGCGGCGGGCCACGCACACGCUCCACCCCCGCCCGCGCAGUUUGUGCCUGUCUCGCAUUCGUCGUCAUCGUCGCUCUUCUCGUCGAAUGGCAACAACAAGCGCGCGCACGACGACUCAGUCGAGGCGCACGUCAGACAGGCAGGCGAUGAGUCGCCCGCGGCGGCCAAGCCCAAGCGCAAGCGGCACGUCGCGACGCACAACCCCGACGGCACACUCAAGCUCUGCCAGGCCUGCGGCACCAAUACCACGCCCAUGUGGCGACGUGGGCCCGCGGGCAAGAGCACGCUGUGCAAUGCAUGCGGCGCCAAGUGGAAAGUUGGCCGCCUUGUGGUCCCGGAUCACCCGCCGACCGCUUCGACUCCAGCUCUGGCUUCUGCUUCAGCCCCGGCCUCCAAUGCUGCCUCAACGGCGGAGCUAAAACCGACGACUGAAAAGCAAGCGACGACGCCAGAGAAAGACACGUCGCAGGCAGAUUCGAGCAGAGCAGACUAGAAGAGCAGAAGUGAAAUAAGAUGUAUUUGUUCCCUGG